This is a messenger RNA of Paramacrobiotus metropolitanus, 2826 nucleotides long. RefSeq lists its product as uncharacterized. NCBI's taxonomy places the organism in Eukaryota, Metazoa, Tardigrada, Eutardigrada, Parachela, Macrobiotidae. The transcript has 6 exons. Bases 783 to 1916 code for a protein of 377 amino acids. The record is from RefSeq and is a predicted model, not a curated record.
UCUCUGUCUAACGCGCAAUUAUGAGCUGUAAAAAUCUUUAGUACAAUGGAAUUUGCUUUGUAAACACCACUUCAACAUGAAUCAGGCGUUGAUAUCUGACAUGUAACUGUGCUAGCGUAUGUGUGCAGUCAUUAUAAUAAUAUUUGCUAUCGAAAUUUGCUAUUAUGGUCAAGCAAUAAUUCCACUCGGUUCCGAUACCAUUGGAAGCGGCGGCACUCGCUCGGCGUUCCUAUUGAAAGGUGCUAAGUAGCAGUGCAACAAGUUGCUGGCGGCAUGUGGAACGGCAAAGGCUUUCCGCUAACACGGCAAGAAAAAAAGGAAUGGGAAUGAAACAAGGGAUGAAACGAUGGAUGUGGGUAAUACAGCUUUACAAAGAAUGGAAGUGCUUCGGUUCUGCGCAUUCGCAAACAUCCGCUCAGAUUUGAAAUCACUGUGCAGCGGUAGUACAGCUAUGUAGUACAGCGCGCAUACAAUACCACCACACUCACUACAGUCAGCUUGAGUUAAAUAUUUGCAUGGACUGUCAGUGAUAACAGCAUGUGCGAAGUUACGGCAGAGUUAGGAUUCUCUGAUUGCUUUGAUACAGUCAUCGCAUAAACAAUUCCGCGCUUUAACCAGUUGUUGCAGUGUUACCAAUAAAAGCUGUCGUACUACGUUCAAAAAUUAUUGAUACACGUCUCCCUCUUCCUUGAUAUUACGUUCACAUUGUAUCUGGUAUACCAAACCAUUUGAAGAAUUCGGCAGACAUGAAUUUUGCUUAGCAUUAAUCGUGAAAGUUCACAAUGUGCCAAACACUUUUAACAGACUUUUUUAUGGCGUAUAUGUCCCCAUUAGGGCGUGGCCGUUUUGCGCGGCUGCAUGUCAGAUUCUCUGCGUUUAUCUGCGCAGCACUAGUAAUCGUGGACCUUUUUCUGGACAUCUGCGACAUCAUUUUGAAUUACAUUACAAACCCACUGUCUCUGUCCUUUGACGAGAAAAAUUUAUUGCUGGCGGUAUACUUGUUCCCAGUCGGAUUUGCCAUUAUGCGAGUGCUCAAAGGCAAAGCGUCAAAGAUAUCUCUGCUCAAAUACGCUUACCCAGCAAAUCUUUGUCUUUCGUGCGUGAAUGUACAACAGGCUGUGAGAAAAGAAUCGAGAAGGAAAAAAUUUAGAAAAAGCGAACAAUCCCAAGAUAAGUACAUGCAAGCGAUACAGGCAACACAAGAAGCUAACCGCAAGCUGCACGAAGUUUUGAAGGUGGAGAUAUUCGGCGAAGCCAUGCCGCAGCUAUUUCUACGUCUAUACUUCGCUAUACGGUGCGCAUUUCGGGUUGGCGUUCUGCCAGAUGGGAUGACUUGGAUUAGGGUGGCGUUCUCUUCAUUUAGCAUCUGCGGGGAGUUAUAUAAUUUACAAACGUUAAGAGACCAAUGCUACUGUAUGAAAAGGCUCCGUGAAGUAGACGUUCCGGACAGCAGCCGUGAUGCGCCAGGUGAUCAACAGAAGGCUCUUCUUGCUGGUGAUCUGCGACCAUAUCGUCAUAAUUUGCUAAGCUAUAUCGUAAUUGUGGCUUUAUCUGUACCCUACUGUCUCGUGCAAACCACAGUCUGGGCACUGGUUUUAAACAGUUCAUCAACAUUGUUUUAUUCAUGCCUGGUACUCCACGGUGGAAUAUUUUGGGCAUUGAAGUUUUAUUUUUCUUUGCCUGGAGAGAUCCCAUGGAGCGAGCAUCCGAUGCCGGUACCGGCAUCAUUGCGCUACAUUUUCAGUCCUUAUUCCCCAGAUUUUCAUGUGGAAGUUGCGAAGGAAAACUCUUCCGUGGCUUGGCAGCACAUCAUUUUUUUGCUCUUCGGCAGUAGUAUCCUCCGCCAUGCUGUUUUUGGGACUUAUCAUACAUGCCCUCUCCGCGCAGUCGUUUCCGCCAGGAACGUGGAUCACUGAUGUUCGUUUCAUUACUGGCAUUUCAGUAGUAACGUUCGUGGUCUUGUGGGUAAUAAGCGUAUUAUAUGUGAAAGCGGAAUCGACAUUUCGUCCACCAGAAACCACUCCACGCGUAACCCCCGUUGAAUCUAACGACACGAAUGUCAUGCCGCAAAGGAAAGAAAAUUCUUCCUUUGAAGUAGAGUUACCGAGUCCGAGCAGCUCUGUAAAUACUUUACCAGAUGAACCUUCUACCAGCGAUGGAGGCGCGCAGCCAGCGGACGUUGAACAGGGCAUCGAUACUAACAGCAGUGCCGAUUUUAAGCAGGCAUCGAGCGAUUCGAGACCGAACAAAGUGCCAACACUCGAACUGACCGAAGGACACUAUUCUGGCAAUGAUGAAAGCGAAGACGAUUCGGCUACGGAUCAACAGGAGACCUUAAAACCAGAACACGGUGGAGGUCCAGCCGCAGUCGCUCCAGUCCCAUAUGAACACAGCAUUCAAGGUCUUGUAGAAAGCCUUCGUCGGCGAAAUCGCGGUAGCAAUAAAGAGUUCUCGUCUUAAUAGAGAUAAAACGCUCGCACUGGCGACAGUCUCGAACAUGGUUUCGUUACACUGGGAAGUUCUUUGUUGGUUAACUAGCAGAAUUAGAUUAUUUGGUGAGUUUCCUUUAAUUCACGGAAUAAGCAUCUUGUCAUUGGCUCGGGAUUAGGAUCCAAAAUGCAUUAUCCAGUAAUUGUAUUACAAUACCAUCGCCGAUUAUCUCGCGGGCAAGUCAUAACUUAAAGCGCGAGAGGUAUUCUCGGGGGUAAACAUGAACAUCAAAAUAGUGGGUGGUACUCGUACUCGUACACAAUGUAACUCACGCUUCCCCAGUGACCACGCGAUGUUGUAGCGUGGACAUCACUUAAUUUAUGCCGCUGCGUUGCU